AUGGCCUGGAUAAUAGGCGGUCCAGGCAGCGGCAAGUCAACGCAGUCACAGAAAAUUGCUCGACAAUACGGCUACGUGCACAUCGAUCCUUCUACUUUAAAAAAAGAGGUGGAAUUUAAGGAAACCAAUGGCAAAACAUUACCAGAAGCAAUGCGGAAAAGUGGAAAUCAAGCGCCAUUGCAUGAUAUUCUUCCGAUGAUCGAACAUAAAGUGUAUAGUGGCAAAAACAAAGGCGUCGUCAUUGAUGGAUAUCCGGGGAGCCUCGAGGAGGCUGGAAUUCUGGAAAGAAGCAUUGGACGGCCUGACAUAGUCAUUGCCUUGGAGGUUGAUGAGGAGACUAGCACUCGACGAAGCACUGCAAAACAGCAAAGCCUCCGUCGUCCAACCUUAUCCGAAUAUGUAGUUGCCUCCAGAGAAGUUAUUCAAAGAUACGAAGAUAUAACAGCGAAAGUGGAUAGCAACCAAGAACCCUAUCGAGUCUUUGAGGUAAUCAAGUUCAAUAUCGAUGCGCUGUACAUGGCCGAAGAGAGACUAUCAAGGGCGAGACGAUCCAACAGUCUGGGGCCACAACAGAAUAUUGCUUAG
Messenger RNA from Drosophila serrata, 585 nucleotides. RefSeq names its product adenylate kinase isoenzyme 1-like. Gene Ontology annotation, biological process: nucleobase-containing compound metabolic process. Gene Ontology annotation, molecular function: ATP binding; nucleobase-containing compound kinase activity. The record is from RefSeq and is a predicted model, not a curated record. NCBI's taxonomy places the organism in Eukaryota, Metazoa, Arthropoda, Insecta, Diptera, Drosophilidae.